Corylus avellana is the source of this 632-nucleotide messenger RNA. RefSeq lists its product as uncharacterized. The record is from RefSeq and is a predicted model, not a curated record. NCBI's taxonomy places the organism in Eukaryota, Viridiplantae, Streptophyta, Magnoliopsida, Fagales, Betulaceae.
GAGUAAGAGAGACACAGAGAGGAGAGGAAAGCAAAGCGAAGAAAGAUGGAGCGAAAUAGAAAGAAGAAGGCGGAGAAGAAUGAUGAGGUAGAAGAGCUACUCCAAGCAGCUGAGGACGAAUUGCUCCUCAAGCUUUCCCUCGAUUCCCACACGUCCCGCCUCCCACCCGACUACCUCCCCUCCGAUCUCGACCGCCGUUUCCAAGCCCUCAAAUCGCGACCCUCUGUCUCCCCUAACCCUUCUUCUCACUCUCUAUCCGAAUCAACCACGUCUAGCGUGGACGAAGAGAAGCUCUCCUCCAGAUUCGCUGCUCUCAAGGGCUCUCAUGGAAUUCCUGCCAAUGCCGAUCCCAAGUUGUUAUCCACCGGUGAUGAUGCUACCGAUGAUGAAGAAGAUGAAGUGGAGAAGUUGAUUCGGUGGGCCAAGGAUGCCGCUCGUCUCGACCCCUCUCCUUCGUCCGAUGAAGAUGACGAUAACGACGAAGACGACGACGAUCAUGCAAAGGGACACCCUCGGAAAUAAAAUGGGUCUACCCUCUUAUUGUAAUGUGCGAUAUCCAAGUCAACUUUCGUGUAGCCAUUUCUCUUCAAGAAAUUAAUUUUGAAUAAAUAAAAUACGAGCUUCUUCCUCUC